AUACCGAAGAAUUUGGGCAUACACAAGUUGACAAAAUUGGCCAACUACUUUAUGAGGUUUAGACCAAAAGUUUGAUUUGGUCCGAGUUGUUUGGUUUUUGUCUUCUAUACUGCAAACUUCUCUUCAAAGGAUUAGAGAAGGUUUAGAAGCAAAACAGCUUCACCGGCAGGUUUAGGUGCUUAUCGUUUACAAGUUCAAAUAGCCGGGUAUAAUCUCAUUUCUCCUUUCCUUUCCUUCUUUUACUAGAGCAUAGCUUUUGUGAAAUAAGGUUGUGUGUUAGGUAAAACACCACAAUUAAACUCAAAUUCUGGUCGUUGUUAGACAUCGCUGUAGGAUCGACUAAGCUUACAGAUUAGGAUUUCUUCGACAUAGUUUUAAGAAAUUUAACCUUAAAGUUGACCAGAAUCACGUCUAUUAAUGUGUAGUUUAACGAUGAAAAUGGAUGGAAAGAGAGGCAAAGAUAUUUUGAAGAAGAGAUAAGAAUGGAUGUGGGUUCCUAAUUUAUAAAUAUCUUUUUAAGGACUCCCUUCCUGAACAAACCAUGCCCUUCGUUUACCCUUUUUUAUUUUCAAAAUCAUCCAAAAGUUUUCUCAAAUUGCAAUUCAACCCCCAAAGUUGACCAUUUCUUAAUAAUAAUGUACUUUUGUCCUAUAAAAUCUCUCAAACCUUCUCCCUUUCUUAUCCCAAAAAGCUCCGUCUUAGCCUGAAAGUCAAAAUCAUGCCUUCUUCUUCUUCAUCUCAUCAUCUCCCCUCCACCAUUGCCGCCCUCCACUCCGAUAUCCUCCAGACUCAUAUUCUCACCCGCCUCGACGGCCCUGCUCUGGCCUCCGCCGCCUCUGCCUCUUCCCGCUUCCGCCACCUCUCCGCCGAGGACCAACUCUGGCGUCAAAUUUGCUCUGCCACCUGGCCCUCAACCACUCAUCCCCGUAUCCAGCAAGCCAUCUCCGCCUUCCCUUCCGAACACCGGUCCUUCUUCUCCGACGUAUUUCCCCUGCUCGAUUGCCGGUCGCUUCGUUCCGAUCUCGACCGUUCCCCUUCCUCCGAAUUGAUCUCCGCCGUGGACAUUCAUUACAAGGACAAACCCCUCUUCUCCAAAGUCCACUCCACCGAUACCAACACGAAUUGGUUCCUCUACUCCCCAUUUCGCGUCGACGUAAUCGACCCAAAAGACUCAAUUCCGUUGCCGAUUCGCCGCCGAGAGAAACGCGAAGAUUGGGUAGCUAAUCUAGAGCAAAAUCUAACGGCGAGUUGGAUUGUAAUCGACACAAUUAAGAACAGAGCAGCAAACGUCUCGAGUAGGCAGGCAGUGAACGUCCGGCGACACUGGUUAUCCGGCGAGAUACAAGUACAAUACACAACGAUGAUGGGCGGCGACGGGAGGGCGGGGUCGAGAACGGAGAUGGUACAGUGCUCGGUGGUGGUGAUUUGCGGUGAGAAAGAAGAGGAUGGGAUGGAAAUGAGCGUUAGAGAGGUGAGUAUGCAGAUUUUGGACAUGGAAGGGAAGCAUUUGAACGGGAAGGAGAGCUCCGGGAUUCUGGGAGAAGCCAUGGAAAGGGGAAAGAGAAUUAAAGAACAGAAAGGGGAAGCGAAAUUGAGGUUCGGAGAAUACGAGGAGCUGAAGAGGAAGAGGAAAGGCCGGAAAGACAGAAUCGAGAAUGCUUUGGAUAUGCUCUGUGUUCUCACCGGAAUCGCCAUUUUUCUGUCUUUCUGCACCUUCAUCAUCUUCUUCUUCUUCUUCUUCACAUAAACUUGAAUUAAUCAUGAUUAAUCUCCCUAAUUAAACCCUAAUCCUUCAUUAUUUUAUUCCGAACAUAUAUUCUUAAUAAUAUUCAAAUUCAAUGGUUUGGGCCGAAGCAGGAGAAGCC
Messenger RNA from Cucurbita moschata (crookneck pumpkin), 1865 nucleotides. RefSeq names its product probable F-box protein At2g36090. Bases 719 to 1747 code for a protein of 342 amino acids. The transcript has 2 exons. The record is from RefSeq and is a predicted model, not a curated record. NCBI's taxonomy places the organism in Eukaryota, Viridiplantae, Streptophyta, Magnoliopsida, Cucurbitales, Cucurbitaceae. Gene Ontology annotation, molecular function: protein binding.